GAAAGAGAAUUUGGCGACUACAAAUCCUACUUUGUCAAUAAACAAUUAAAACAACAAAAGGCUGACCAAGAGUUUGUUAAAUGGGAACAAAAGAGAAACCCAAAUAACAAAAAUUACAUUCCCAUUUUCAAAAAUUGUAUUGUGUAUAUCAAUGGCUAUACUAAUCCAAACUCUCAAACACUUCGUAAAUUAGUAACCCUAUACGGAGGAAAAUACUCUUCUACUGAGAAUCCUAUGGUUACUCAUAUAAUUGCAACUAAAUUAACUCCGAGAAAACUAACUCUACUAAAAUAUCGUAAAGUUGUUAAACCAGAAUGGAUUGUUGAUAGUAUAAAAAAUCAAAAUUUAAUGAAUUGGAGAAUCUAUAGUCUAUUAAAUUCAAAAACUUUCAGUGGAACAAAAGUUACUGAUAAAAUACCUGUUCAUAAUAACGUUCCUAAUCAAAAAAAAUAUUUUGAUAAAGAAAAAACUUGUAACCAAGAACACCAAGUGCAAAAGGAUUCUACCAUUUCUAAAAAUAUUGACUCAAAGGACCCAGAAUUUCUUAAGUACUACUUUUCAAAUUCUAGAUUACAUCACUUGAGCACUUGGAAAUCCGAUCUUAAAUCAGAGUUUGUAGAAAAAGCAAUUGAAGUAAAUCUUCAACAAAAUAAUUUAUUAAAAAUGAAAACUUCUGUCUCUACCAGUAAUUCCAUUGUACUUCAUAUUGACUUUGAUUGUUUUUUUGCAAAAGUUUCUUCUUUAAAUUAUCCAAAUAUUGAUUUUGAGAAAUUUCCUGUUUGUGUUUCUCAUGGUUCUGGCACUUCUGAUAUUUCCUCUUGCAAUUACGUUUGCAGAAAAUUUGGUAUUAAAAAUGGCAUGUGGGUUCAAAAUGCUAAAAAAAUAUGUCCAAAUUUGAUUUGUUUAAAAUAUAAUUUUGUCAAUUAUGAGAAGAUUUCAAGAACAUUUUAUGAUUACCUACUUCAAAACAUUCAGUUUAAUAGUAUUUUACCUGUAAGUAUUGACGAGGUCUUACUAGAUGUGAAUUGCGAAUCAAAGAGUGAUAUUGAUAUACUUGCAGAAAAAAUUAGAAAUGAUAUUUUACAAUUAACUAAAUGUACCAUUUCUGUUGGUGCUUCAACAAAUGUACUUUUGGCCAAAUUGUCCUUGAAAAAAGCUAAACCAAAUGGAUACUUUUUUUUAAAUUCCGAAGACCAUUUGUUCCUAGAAACAUUUCUCAACAACACAUUAGUCAGAGAUUUACCGGGAGUAGGUAGGUCGACAAUCGAGAGAUUUCAGAAAGAACUAGGUUCUAAUUGCUUAAAUCCUAUCAAGAUAGGAAAUAUUAAAAAAAUCAACAAAGGCAGGUUUAUAUCAAUUUUCGGGAAUAAAACUGGGUCGAAAUUUUAUGAUUACACAAGAGGCGUUGAUCAUUUUUCAAUUUCUAAAGAAAUCAAUAAGAUCCGUUUUGAUGCAAAUAAAUCGGUGUCUAUAGAUGUUAAUUGGGGUGUUCGGUUUGAUCAUUGGAAACAAGUGGAGACUUUUCUAACUUCAUUAUCUCAGGAGCUAGUUAAUCGUAUGAAAAAAAUUAAAAAAGUUGGUUCAACAUUGGUGUUAAAAAUCAUGAAAAGAGCACCAAAUGCGCCAGUUGUUCCACCAAAAUUUUUGGGAAUGGGUGAAUGUGUACAAUUAUCCAAAAGUUCAAAAAUUGGAUUGCCCACAAAUGAUGUUGGAAUAAUAUCAACAGAAGCAAAGUGUUUAUUGAGGCUUAUAAAUUGCAAUCCUAUUGAAAUAAGAGGCGUUGGAAUUCAAAUGAAAAAUCUU
This is a messenger RNA of Ascoidea rubescens DSM 1968, 1803 nucleotides long. RefSeq names its product deoxycytidyl transferase (gene REV1). The annotation marks the transcript as partial. Gene Ontology annotation, cellular component: nucleus. Gene Ontology annotation, molecular function: deoxycytidyl transferase activity; damaged DNA binding; DNA-directed DNA polymerase activity. The record is from RefSeq and is a predicted model, not a curated record. Gene Ontology annotation, biological process: error-free translesion synthesis; error-prone translesion synthesis. The transcript has 2 exons. Lineage: Eukaryota; Fungi; Ascomycota; Saccharomycetes; Ascoideales; Ascoideaceae.